AUGUCUCGUCUACCUCCUAUCGCCGUCGCACCUGAUUCGCCGCUCGGUCGGCAUCGUCAGCUGUCGCCCUCUGCGGCCAUCCGGGUAUCACCAAUUUGCCUAGGAGCAAUGAACUUUGGCGAAGUUAGCAAGGAGGCCAUGGGGGAGUGCACAAAGGAAACAGCUUUCAGCAUCCUGGACUAUUUCUACUCUCAGGGCGGCAAUUUUAUCGACACCGCCAACGCGUACCAGGAUGGGGAGUCCGAAGAGUGGCUCGGCGAGUGGAUGACCGCGCGCGACAACCGCGAUGAGAUGGUGAUUGCCACCAAAUUCACGGGCCCGUUUGUUGGCCCACAGGUCAACAAGAAGGGCAUCAUCAAGAGCAACCUGGGAGGAAAUUCCACCAAGUCGAUGAAAUUGUCGCUUGAGUACUCGCUGAAGAGGCUGAGGACGACCUACAUAGACGUGUUCUACGUCCACUGGUGGGAUUAUACGACCACAGUCGAGGAGCUCAUGCACAGCCUGAAUGAUCUGGUCGUCGCGGGGAAAGUCCUGUAUCUGGGCAUCUCGGACACGCCGGCAUGGGUGGUGUCAAAGGCAAAUCAGUAUGCUCGUAUGGCGGGGCUGAGACAAUUUUCCGUUUAUCAAGGCCACUGGAGCGCAGCACUGCGUGACAUGGAAAGAGAUAUCAUCCCCAUGUGCCUUGAUGAGAAGAUGGGCAUCUGUCCGUAUGGCGUCUUGGGACAGGGGCGUUUCCAAUCGGCAGACGUUUACAAGCAGCGCGAAGAGGUGGGCGAAGGAAGGACCAUAGGUAUGCCCAUCUCGCAACAGGACCGAAACGUGUCUGCCGCGCUGGAGAAGAUCGCUAGAGCAAAGGGCGAGAAGACAACGCUGCACCACGUCGCUAUAGCGUAUGUGAUGCAGAAGUUUCCCUACGUGGUCCCACUGCUCGGGGCAAGGAAGCUGGAGUAUAUCGAAAAGAGCAUCCCAGGUUUGCAGGUCGCGCUCACAGAAGCCGACAUAGACGAGAUCGAGUCGGCAUAUCCUUUCAAUGCCGGGUUCCCGCAUACUUUCCUCAGCGGAGGCAUUUUCCAGGGGAGCGAUGUGCCGGCCAAAGGUGCUUUUGGAUCAGACCAAGUGGUGCUGACCAAAAUGACCUGUGGGUAUGUUGACUUUGUCGACAGGCCCAAACCAAUCAAGCCAGCCUGA
Molecule: messenger RNA, 1188 nt
Organism: Cryphonectria parasitica EP155
Lineage: Eukaryota; Fungi; Ascomycota; Sordariomycetes; Diaporthales; Cryphonectriaceae
Product: Aldo/keto reductase
Exons: 3
Coding region: 1-1188 (395 amino acids)
Source: RefSeq, a predicted model, not a curated record